AUGACAUGCGAAGUGCAGGAUCGCCUGCAGAGCAAACGCAGGGAUUGUGAUGUAAUGCGUGGAAAGGAUACGGGAGAACAUAACGAGUCAACAUAUUUUAAAGAUCGUGUUGCGUUGCCUUACUCCGGCUUUGCUAUGCAAAAGUUAAUGAAGGAUUUAACUGACAUAGAUCCAGAUAUAGAAUGGAAAGCUAUAAACACUUUAUCGGAUGGCGUUAUUAUAAAUUCAAUACUUAGUCAGGGUUCAAUAAGUGGCUACGCCUUUGUGAGAAAGAUCACAAAUGUUUUCCUGCGUAAGCGAUAUAAAAUCCUAGAAACCACCAAAGAAGAAAUUAAUGUUCUUUUAGAAAUAUUCAUUAUGAUCGCUAUGUACAUGAAUGGUGCUAAAUACAUUCUAAAAAGUGACCAGUUUGUAAAAGCAUUAUACGAAAUGAUUGAAAAUGGUGAAGAAAAUAGUUCGAAAGCUGCCGAAAUAUUAGCUUUCGCCACUCGAGAGUACGACGAUGUUUUCUAUUUGCAAGAACAUUACAAUGCAAUACGUAAAUUAGCUCGUAUUCUCCGACGCAAUGUACGCGCUUAUAGUAAUCCAUCCGCUUUAUACCGUCACUUGCAAUGGCUGCUUGAGACAUUUCCGGAUGUUGGCGUCAAAGAGGGCCUCUUUGAAAUCCUGUUUACGCGAAUUAAAAAUCGGGCAUGUAAUUUUCAUAAAUAUGAUUUGAAAUGUUUCGUUCUUCUUUUACGUUGCCCGGCUGGACAGAAACGUUUUGCAGUCAUUGAUGGAAUUAAGGAAAUUUAUGACAUUCUCGUCGAUCCUAAUCGAAAAUUAGAUUCAUAUGAGAAUGUAGUUUAUGCCAUAAUGACCGCAAUGUUUACCAAGAAAAUUGUUUUGCGAUGCUCUCAGUUUGUUGACUUGCCCCGACUUAUAACUCAGUUGGCCAAGGAUAGUAAAGAAACCAUUAUGCAAUUAUAUUGUUUUCAGGCACUCCACAUGCUGACUGAUAUGCCUCGUGUGAAACGUUAUAUGAAAACAAAUUGUUUUCAAAUUCUGCAACAAAUAAGUUGCGAGGAUACGGUUAAUGAAAAACGGAAGAGUGAACUCCUAUAUAAACUGAAUCGUGAAAUUUAUCACACAAGUGGACUGCGUUUAGAAAACAGAAAACCAGUCGAUAUUGUUAUGGAAACUAGAUCACGCUCUUACGGAGAGGAAGGACAUAUCGCACUGCGCCGUUUAUAA
Messenger RNA from Glossina fuscipes, 1233 nucleotides. RefSeq lists its product as uncharacterized. The coding region runs from base 1 to 1233 and encodes 410 amino acids. The record is from RefSeq and is a predicted model, not a curated record. The transcript has 5 exons. Lineage: Eukaryota; Metazoa; Arthropoda; Insecta; Diptera; Glossinidae.